Tetrahymena thermophila SB210 is the source of this 744-nucleotide messenger RNA. RefSeq lists its product as hypothetical. NCBI's taxonomy places the organism in Eukaryota, Ciliophora, Oligohymenophorea, Hymenostomatida, Tetrahymenidae. The record is from RefSeq and is a predicted model, not a curated record. The transcript is spliced from 2 exons.
UUCUUAUUAGAUAUUAGAAUAUUUAAACAAUUUGUAAAGGAGAAAGAAAUUUUUUCAUAAAAAAGCGCAAUGGAAACCAAUAAUUAACCAGUUUUAAAUAAAUAAAAUGAUGUUGAGCGAUCAAUGAGAGAAUUUGAGAAUGCUAUUUAAUAAGGGAAUUUUUAUGAUGCAGUUGCAAACUUCAUUAACCUAAUAAGCAGCGGAAGUUAGUUUGAUAUAAAAAUAGAUGAAGUGGAUCUUAAUCAAUUAGAUUAAAUAGACGAAGAAAAUGAAAAUUAAAAAAAGUUUUAUAGCAAUUCAGAUAUUUAUUAGAAUGUAAAAGGAAUAAAUUAUGAAUAGAUUUACAACUAAAAAAAGCAAAAUAGCAUGGCAAUCAAUUAAAACUAUUAAAACUAGAUUCCAUAAUAGAUGAAUAAUAAUUAUUAAAAUAAUGUUAACAACAAUUAAAAUAGAAAUGGCUCUAAUCAAAACAUAGGUUAUCAAGCAAACUAAAAUAAUAUUUAAAUAUAGCAAAACAUGCCAAACGUUUAAGGCUAUGAAAAUUUUAAUCAGUUUAACACUUAAAAUAGCGGUAAUCAAAAUUUUAAUUUUGGAGAUUAAAUUAUCGAUAAAUCAAAAUUUACUCCUCAUGAAUAAGCAUUGCUCCUUUAGAAGUUUUAGAUGAAUGAAUAUUAACUAUAAAAUACUAGUUUAGAUGACUUAUUCGCUCAAUAUAUUAUUUAAACAUAGCAGAAUCCAAUUUGA